AGACGGCAGUCCAUCUGCAAUGCAGGCGCUACCAAAAAUCGCCGAUUGGUUUAUUUUGACAUCUCCAUGGAAACUGAGACUGUAACGCAUGCUCUAUCGAUGCGCUACUAGUCCAGCGGAUAAGCUGGAAAAAACCCUAGAAUUGUUCAAAUUAAUGAAGAAAGCACCAAAUUUCCAGGAUAUACUGGUGAUAAUGUGUAGAUCAAUAAUUGCGAGAGACCCAAACUGGAUCCCCUCUGGAAAGACCAUAAUUUUAGUGACAAAUAUUUAGUGUCAGCAGUUGAUAUUGCGGGCUCAGUAUAUUAUGAAAAAUCCUUUUUAAGCACAAUUUUCCCACAAAAUCAAAUUAAGAAAUGUGUUAAACUAUAACCAACAUAUUCUCCACGUAUUUUGUACUAAGAUUUUUAGAUUAARCCACAUAAUACGCUAGAAUUAUUUGAAAUGGGUUACCUGUGCUUUUUGGAGGCCUGGGCGCUUAGCUAUCAAAAAUAUUUUCAAAAUGAGUUGAAAAUGCAGUGUUUCUAGUGCUGUUUUACGUAAAAACUUCGAAAAAUGUCUUUGAACAAUUGGAAACUAUGUUGUUUGUGUCAARUUGACACAAAAGAAAGACUUGUUUGUCCUAAAAUUGACUCUGAAUCCAGUYAUUCUACUCUAGCGAAAAAUAUUCGUAAAUUUCAAGAGCUUGGUACUGGUGUUCCUAUUCAAGUUCCUAUUGAACAUCUUGAUAAUGGCGAAGGCAUAGAAAAAACYCUGAUUUUCCACAGAGCAUGUUGGCAUAAGAAAUGUUUUGCUAGAUGUAAUACGCUGAAAUUACAAAGAGCCCAAAAGAGAAAGCGAGACCAUGAAGAGGACAAUGACAUAAGUCGUGAUGAGGAGCAAGUACAAAGUCCAGUCAAAAGAAGAUCUAGAGAUCGAAUUCAAGUAACAACUGUAAUAAAAUGCUUCUUUUGUGACUCAGAGACAGGAAAUCUGCAUCGAGCCUCGUCAUUAGAUCUUGAUAGGAAUGUGAAAAACGCAGCUUCUAAGUUAAAUGACUGGAAAUUGUUGGCAAAACUGGCAACCGGCGAUAUGCAUGCUAUUGAUGCUUACUAUCACAAGGACUGUCAUACAUCACUGUUUAAUCGUUUGAGGAGCGUUCAGGAAUCUCAGAGCAGUUCURCGGAUAAGAACGAAAAAGAAAUCCCAGCAGAAUCUGUAGCUCUCUCAGAACUAGUUCUAUAYAUUCUAGAAGCUACGGAGAAAGGCGAAGCUGCUUAUUUUAAGCUUUCUCAAUUGGCAAARAUGUAUGCGUCAAGUCUCGCACGGCUAGGUGAAUCAGUACCAGAAAGAGUGAACACUACAAGAUUAAAAGAAAGGCUUUUAAAUCAGCUUCCAAAGCUCCAGGUUUGUAAUGAUGGCAGAGACGUAAGAUWGGCAUUUCCUGGUGACAUCGGGGCAGCUAUAGAUUUCAUGCACUCCACAAGCUAUGAUGAUACGGCUAUGCAUUUGGCUAAAGCAGCUCACUUGGUGAGGAAGGAUAUGCUUUCUAAAGAUCAAAGUUUUACUGGUUCAUUUGAACCCAAUUGCCAGGUAGCAUCCAUUCCUGAUACCCUUUUGCGUCAUGUUAGUAUGAUACUUGAAGGACCAAAGGCUGGAAACAACCCAGAUGAACCAGCAUCAAUUGCAUCUGCUGCGUUAUCACAGCUUCUAAUCUAUAACUCGAUCAAGCAUGCUAGAACACAAAAAAGUAGUACAACUCGUCGUCAUGAUACCGCAAGAGAGUCGCCGAUAGCAAUUUACAUUGCUCUGGUUAUCCAUGCCGAAACCAGGAAAAGGACUCUAAUUGAUAAGCUCCACAAGCUGGGAUUAUGCAUAUCAUAUGAUAGAGUGUUACAGAUCUCAGCAAACCUGGGUAACAACGUUUGUAAACAGUUUGAGCAAGAAGGAUUAGUUUGCCCUCCAAAACUGAAGAAAGGCCUAUUCACUACAGGCGCAGCGGACAACAUUGAUCACAAUCCGAGUGCAAGAACAGCUAAAGAUUCUUUUCAUGGAACCGCAAUCACUCUAACACAGCAUCCUGAGUGUAAUUCUACAGGAGUUGAAAGACAUCCAGUGUAUCUAGAUCCAAACUCCCCAAAGACGAAGACUGUGUCUGAGUUACCUGAGAGCUAUACGAACAUUGCUCCUGUCUUCGAAGAGGCUAAAAAGGAUGUAUUUGUUCCUAAAACCGGCAGAGAAUGUAAACCAUCACAAGACAAGAUUACUGAGAGCAUGAAGGGUGAAUUCUCCUGGCUUGACAAGGUAGAGCAGCUUCUAGAACAAGAAAAGCUUGAAGAAAAGCAGUAUUUGUCUUGGUCAGCUCACUUUGCAGCUCUUCAGAAAAAUGCAUUAAGACCACGAGCGAUAACAUCCUUGCUUCCGCUGUUCGAAGAAAAAGCAAGUACAUCAGCAAUGAUACAGCAUUCGAUGAAAAUAGUGAAAGAUUCUACUCAAUUUUUAAAUCCAGAUCAAGUGCCCGUAAUCGCAAUGGAUCAGCCUUUGUAUGCUAUAGCUAAGCAAAUCCAAUGGAGCAAGUCUGAGCAGUUUGGAGAAGACAAAUACUUAGUUAUGAUGGGGGCACUACACAUCGAGAUGGCUUCUCUUAAGAUGAUAGGUCAUUGGUUACGCAAUAGCGGUUGGACCAGUGCUUUAGUCCAAGCCGACAUUACGACUGGGGGUCGAGCUGAUGCAGUUUUGAAAGCCAGUCACAUCACCAGAGCACGCUACGCUCAUCAAGUGAGUGCUUGUGCUUUAAAUGUUUUGCGUAAAAAAGCAUUUGAGGAAGACAAAAAGAAACCAAGUGACCCGUGGGAGAAAGACUUUGAGGAGUGGGUCCAGGCCAGAAAAAUAGCGCAUCCACAGUUUAUGUACUGGUCUUUGGCUCUGGAAUUGGAACUGCUUGUUUUGGAAUUCGUCAGAUCAMUCAGAGAAGGUAAGGUACUUUCAAAUUUAAUUCAUAGGGAAAAUAAUGAUUUCACAAAUAUUUGUUUAGGAAACUUUCCCGUCUACGUACAAGUACUUGGUAAACUUAUUCCCUGGAUGUUCGUGUUAGACCUAUCAAAUUACUCUAGAUGGCUGCCUGUGCACAUAAGAGAUUUGCUGGAACUGRAAAGAAAACAUCCCACCUUGCAUGCUGAGUUUCUUAAAGGACUGUUUGUAGUCCAGAAGACAGAGCACCGAUUUUCUAUGAUUGCUCUUGACCAGAACCACGAACAGGAAAAUGAAAUAAUCAAGGGUGAUGGUGGCGCAGUUGGCUUGACAGAGAACGAAGCAGCUCUAAGACGAUGGAUGGUUGCGGGACCAGAGGUGGCAAGAGUUGUUAAGGAAUUUGAAGUGUCAUUUGAAGCGAAAAAAGCUACCAGCACCGAGCACCAUGAACARACACUUUCAAUUCAGAAGAGCUUUUCCAAAGAUGUGACAUCACUUGUUAAUGUAAUCGAAGAGUAUGGGAACCCUUUUCUUGAAAAAAGUAAAGAUCUGAUUGUUCUUGACACUAAAGAAAUCAUGCCAGAACAGGUACGAAAAUCAGUGUAUGAAGCCAAAGAYCAAGGCGAAGCUCUUUAUAACAAGUUUGUAAAGGAGCGGCUAGAAAAGUGUACCACUGCACUGUCGGAUACCAUUCCUCGUACCAAUUUGUCUCUGUUUGGGACCUAUCAAGAAACUACUCCUGGCAAAAUGAAGUCAAAGGUUGCCUCUCUGAAGAGUGACUGUAACCUUUUUGCUAGGUUGUACAUAGCGUGCCAGUCCAGAGAAGGAAACUUACAAGAGUUUUUCAAGCAUGAAAAUAGUAGUUGUCCACCAUCCCUUUCGUGCGACAAUAAGAUGCGCAGUGGUCAGAAAUCAGACCUGAUAGGCUGUUUGCCAGUUACGGCGACAUCAGUAAAACCAGUUGUAGAUGUCAUAGUUCUUGAUGCUGCGGCAGUUGUGAACAUGCUUCCUCCAGGAAAGUCCAAAACAUUCAAGGAUUAUGCCACUCUUGUUUUUCUUCCCUACUUAUCAAAGCAAGCGCAAAGCGUGAAACGUGUAGACCUAGUGUUUGAUCGAUAUCUACCCAACAGUUUGAAGCAAUCCGCCAGAUUAGCAAGAGGUACAGGUGCAAGAAGACGAGUAUGCGAAAAUGCACCAGUUCCGUGUAACUGGAAAGUGUUUCUACGUUCAGAUGAGAACAAAACAGAGCUGUUCCAUUUCUUAGCCGAGUGUGCAUCAUCAAUGGAAACACAGAACGUAGCCAUCAUAAGUACCUUGGAUGACGAGAUAACAAGCUCGAAUCAAAUGGACAAAACAGGACUUGUACCAUCCAACCAUGAAGAAGCCGACUCACGAAUGCUACUACAUGUAAAGCAUGCAUCACUACAAGGCCACAAUAGAGUCAUGAUAAGAACUGUUGAUACGGAUGUAGUGGUUUUGGCCAUUUCAUUUUUUCAUAAACUGGAACUUCGUGAGCUGUGGAUCUUGUUUGGUGUUGGAAAGCAUCUGCGCUAUUUACCUAUCCACAGCAUCAUGCAGAAGCYAGAGCUAACAGAGAUGCAAUGUGAGGCCUUACCAUUUUUUCAUGCGCUCACUGGCUGUGACAGUGUUUCAUUUUUUGCAAACAUAGGCAAGAAAACGGCAUUUCACGCUUGGAAGUGCUUUCCUGAAGCAACACCGGUGUUUAGAUCCUUAUCCUCUCCAGUCGAGUCAGUAACUGAAGAUCAAGUCAGAAUCCUGGAACGUUUCGUUAUAACAAUGUAUAGCAGCACCUGCCCACAUGAAAAUAUUGAUGAAGCAAGGCAAUCUAUAUUUUCACAGGGCACAAAGACCAUCCAGCACAUACCUCCAACGAAGGCGGCAUUGAAACAACAUUUAAAAAGAGCUGUUUAUCAAGCAGGGCAUGUAUGGGGCCAAUCUCUGGUACCUUUGCAGGAGCUACCAAGUCCAUCUCAAUGGGGUUGGCAAAGUAUGCCAAAUGGAUGGGAGCCAUUGUGGACAACACUUCCCGAGGCAUCCAAGAUCUGUAAUGAACUUAUUCAAUGUGGAUGCAAGAAAGCAUGCCGAGGUCUUUGUAAGUGCACAAAGAAUGACCUCCCUUGCACUGCAUUGUGUCUAUGCCAGGGAAACUGCUACCAAGAAUAAUUUAAACAUUUGCAUUCACAAUUGACUUAUAGACAAACAAUUUAAACAACAACCUGAGACAAGUAGCGAACRACCUGAGAUAACAAGAAGCGAACAACCUGAGAUAACAAGUACCGAAAAAUCUGAGAGAGCAAGUAAUAGGACUUAGAUGAAACAUGUGACUUCCGUUCUUUUCUUCUAGUCA
Molecule: messenger RNA, 5314 nt
Organism: Exaiptasia diaphana
Lineage: Eukaryota; Metazoa; Cnidaria; Anthozoa; Actiniaria; Aiptasiidae
Exons: 2
Coding region: 553-5130 (1525 amino acids)
Source: RefSeq, a predicted model, not a curated record